This is a messenger RNA of Hyaloscypha bicolor E, 542 nucleotides long. RefSeq lists its product as uncharacterized. NCBI's taxonomy places the organism in Eukaryota, Fungi, Ascomycota, Leotiomycetes, Helotiales, Hyaloscyphaceae. Bases 133 to 453 code for a protein of 106 amino acids. The transcript is spliced from 2 exons. The record is from RefSeq and is a predicted model, not a curated record.
GUUUAAGGAGACCAACACAAUACAGAAGCAGUGCGCCAAGCCCAAGCGGUUGAAGCUUCGUAUACUGACUACGACUAUGGGGACGAUUCAUAUAGUCAAGAUGUCUCUCGAGCUGCAAGUCCAGAACCAAGCAUGACAGAAUACCAACCUCCACCGCAACCCCAACCGUCGUAUAGCCAAGCUGGUUACACAACAGAUACGACGGCAACAACACAGCCCACCUAUCACCAAGACCAGUACUACCAACAACCUCCGACACCAUGGCAAGGACACGACUUGCCCUAUGGCACGACUUCAGGUUUCCAGCACCUAUCGAUAGAUUCGACUUCGGGCCCAGCUCCGCCAGAUCCUUGGCAAUACGAUUCGUAUGCGUAUGGAGCUGAAGAUCCGUUCGUCUUUACUGGGUGGAAUCAAAACCAACCGGGCCCCGGGACCCCACACGGGGAUUCUUGAUUCGCAAGAGUGAAGUUUUACUUUACUUCAGGGGAAGAAGGGGGGGGGGGCUUGCCAGCUGGACUUACCACAUCGCAGAAGUUCGCGAU